Lactuca saligna is the source of this 2055-nucleotide messenger RNA. The record is from the annotation of a GenBank genome assembly. NCBI's taxonomy places the organism in Eukaryota, Viridiplantae, Streptophyta, Magnoliopsida, Asterales, Asteraceae.
AUGGCUCAGUCAAUGGUUUGUCAUGUUAUGUUAGUUGUGAUAUUCAUACUGGUGGCUCUUGCUGAGGCACAAACUCCACCAGGAAUUAACAACCCUAGCCAUGCAACUUGUAAGGACCCGAGUUACAAAGAAUGUCAUAACUUGGUGCAUGUUUGUCCUAAGUUUUGUCCAGAUAGCUGCACUGUUAAUUGUCAAUCAUGCAAACCUGUUUGUGGUGGCGACAGUGCACCAUCACCACCAGAGAUAGAACCACCUCCCACUGUUACUCCAUCGCCACCAGUGUACACACCUCCAACACCAACACCAUCGUCUCCCACCACACCUUCACCACCAACAGAGUACACACCACCCACUAUUCCUCCACCAAUAGAGCCCACACCCGCAACACCAUCUUCACCAAUCCCUUCACCUCCAACUCCCUCUUCACCACCUCCCACCACCCCAUCAUCACCAACAAAGUCCACACCCUCCACUACCCCUUCUCUACCAAUAGAGCCCACACCUCCAACACCACCAACGUCAUUACCACCUCCACCAACCCCUUCACCACCUCCCACCACCCCUUCACCACCUACAGAGUCCACACCACCCACUACUUCUUAUCCACCAAUAGAGCUCACACCUCCAACACCACCAACGUCAUUACCACCUCCACCAACCCCUUCACCUCCAACUCCUUCCUCACCACCUUCCACCACCCCUUCACCACCAACAGAGUCUACACCACCCAAUACUCCUCCACCAAUAGAGCCCACACCUCCAACAACACCACCGUCGUCACCGCCUCCACAAACCCCUUCACCACCAACUCCCUCCUCACUACCUCCUACCACCCCUUCACCACCAACAGAAUAUGCACCUCCGACACCAACACCAUCUUCACCACCUCCUAUCACCCCUUCACCGCCAACAAAGUCCACACCUUCCACACCACCUCCCACUGUUCCAUCACCACCAACAGAGUCCACACCUCCAACACCAACACCAUCCUCACCACCUGCGACUACCCCUUCACCUCCAACAAAUUCCACACCUCCAACACCAACACCAUCCACACCACCUCCCACCACUCCAUCACCCUCACCUCCCACUGCCCCUGCACCACAAAAGGAGUCAACACCACCAACACCAUCAUCACCUGCACCUCCUACAUGGUCCAGUCCACCUCAGCCAAAGAAAGUCAAGUGUAAAAACAACAACUACACAAAAUGUUACGCCUCCGAGCAUGUCUGCCCUGCUUCUUGUCCUGGUCAAUGUGAAGUUGAUUGUGUUUCUUGCAAGCCAGUUUGCAAUUGUGAUAUGCCUGGAGCAGUGUGUCAAGAUCCUCGUUUCAUUGGUGGUGACGGCAUCACUUUCUACUUCCAUGGAAAGAAGGAUCAAGAUUUCUGCCUUGUUGCCGAUAACAACCUCCACAUCAAUGGCCACUUCAUUGGCAAGAGAAACAGAAACAUGGGAAGAGACUUUACUUGGGUCCAAUCAAUAGGGGUUCUUUUCGACAACCACAAAGUACAAAUCAGUGCUCAAAAGACUUCUUCUUGGGAUGACACCAUUGACCGUAUCUCUGUUACAUUUGACGGGGAAAACAUCUUUAUCCCAAAAAGCGAAGGUGCCAAAUGGCAAUAUUCUACGACAUCAAUCACUAGGAUUCAUGACACCAACCAUAUCGUUUUCGAAGUUGAAAACCUCUUCAGGAUCACAGCCAAAGUGGUUCCAAUAACCAAAGAAGAAUCAAGAAUCCAUAACUAUGACAUAACCAGUGACGAUUGCUUUGCUCAUCUUGAUCUCAAGUUCAAGUUCUUCUCCUUGAGUAACAAAGUGGACGGAGUUCUAGGACAGACAUAUAGGACUGAGUAUGUAAGCAAGGUGAAGAUGGGGGUGUUAAUGCCUGUGAUGGGAGGAGAUAGUAAGUUUGUGAGUACAAAUUCAUUUGCGACGGAUUGUUCUGUUGCUAUGUUUAAGGGUAGUCAGGAAGACGGUUCCACAUUGAACUUACAGUUGCCAAGCUUGAGGUGCCAAAGUGGUUUAGAAGGGCGAGGCGUCGUAUGCAAGAGAUAA